AUCCCGGCGAACAAGCGCAGCAGCCUGAUCUAUCCUCUGUACAGGCGAGACCAUGCUAUUUCCUAGUGUUGUGCCUGGAUUUGCACAACAUUAUUCAGCAAGGCAGCCGUGAAACGCAACGCGAGACGUAUGACCGGAAGUAACUAAUGAACGUCACACUAAACGCCGGAAGUGCAGACGCAAGCGUGGCUCUCCUGUUGACUGUGGAUUAGCUGUGAAAUCCCGAAGUGAAAAUGGCUGCAGCUUUUAGGAAAGCGUUGAAGUCCCGGCAAAAGGACCAUAAGGAGAGGUCACAGCCGGGCUUCCGUAAAAACCUAGGGGUUCUGGAGAAGAAGAAGGACUACAAGCUCAGAGCAGAGGACUAUAAGAAGAAAAGAACAACCCUCAAUGCCUUGCGGAAGAAAGCCCUUGAAAAGAAUCCCGAUGAAUUCUACUUUAAAAUGACCUCAACAAAACUCCAGGAUGGGGUCCACGUGAUAAAGCAGAAGCCAGAAGAAGUCACUGAUGAGCAGAUGAAAAUAAUGAGGACGCAGGACAUCAAGUAUGUGGAGAUGAAGAGAGUAGCAGAGGCUAAGAAAAUUGAACGCCUCAAGUCUGAGCUCCAUCUGCUGGAUGCUAAAGGAAAGCCUAAGAAUAAACAUACUUUCUUCUGUGACACCAAGAAAGAAGUGCUCAACUUUGACCUGGCAGAACGAUUGAACACCGCUCCGGAGUUGGUUAACAGAGUGUAUAACAGACCUACCUUAGAAACCUUACACAAGCAGAGAAUAACGGGUCCCACUAAUAUGAAUGUGUUAAAAAAACUGGCUAAACAAAGGCAACGGCAGUAUGAAAUGUUAAAUCAAAGAAUCGAAAGAGAAAAGAAAAUGUUUGUCAUCUCUCAGAAAAUACAGGCGCGUAAAGAUAUUAUGGAAAAAAGAGAAAAAGUUAAAGUGAAGAAAGAAACUGUGAAUUCCGCACCUAUUUAUAAAUUCAAAAGUCAGCGAACGAGAUAGCUGCUGCAGUGACUAGAUAGCCGCUGAACGUGAAUUGUUUUUAUUUUUUUUGGGUUAAAUUUCAGACAAAAAUUAAAGCUGUGGUUCAGCCACUGUAUACUUUAA
Molecule: messenger RNA, 1100 nt
Organism: Bufo gargarizans (Asiatic toad)
Lineage: Eukaryota; Metazoa; Chordata; Amphibia; Anura; Bufonidae
Gene: UTP11
Product: UTP11 small subunit processome component
Exons: 9
Coding region: 234-995 (253 amino acids)
Biological process (GO): rRNA processing
Cellular component (GO): nucleolus; small-subunit processome
Source: RefSeq, a predicted model, not a curated record